AUGGAGAAGAUGAGCGUGUAUCUGCCUGAAGAAGUGAUAAAGGAAAUCCUUCUGAGGUUGCCGGUGAAGACUUUACUACGCUGCAGGUGUGUCUGUAAGUUAUGGCUUUCUAUCAUCUCUCAUCCUCAUUUUUCAACUUCACAUUUUCAACUUGCUGCCUCUCCCACACAUAAAAUAAUGGUCUUCAAAGCUGCUUCUGCUUAUACUCAACCCCUAUCCAUAGAUUUUAACGAUGAUGAUUCUUCUUAUCGUUCAUUAAGCCUUGAUUUUAAGCCUCGCCCAACCUUCCCUGAAAUUAUUAAAGUUUUGGGGUCCUACAAAGUUGAUGAUCACUUGGAGCCUGUACCUAGUUCAAUUGACUUGAAGAUUUUCUCAUUGAGAGCUCAUAAAUGGAAACAAAUUGAGGUUGCUUCUCAUUUGCCUUAUAUCAUUACUGAUGUCUAUGAAUUUCGGCCCAGAGUCGGGUCGUUCUUAAAUGGGGCUAUUCAUUGGCUGGUUCAUAAUUCUGAGACCAACCGGGAUGUUAUUAUUGCCCUUGAUUUAAAGGAAACAACAAUGUCAGAGAUAGCUCUUCCAGAUGAUUAUAAUAUUCUUUAUGCUUCUCGUUUAGAAUUUGAUGUGUUGGUACUUAACGGGCUUAUCGGUGUAUGGGUUGCAAAUAGGGUUACAAUUAAGAUAUGGAUGAUGCAAGAAUACGCUGUCCAUUCAUCUUGGACUUUUUAUAUGCAUUCCGCUCCUCAACACAAUGAUUUUUCCCUAAUAACAUGCUUUACAAAUUAUAAUGGAAAUGGAUUGAAGAAGUUCAACGACAAAGGACAGCUGCUAGAGCAUCAAUUCUAUUCAUCAUCGUAUAAAAAGAACGUGGCCAUGUAUACAGAGUCUAUGCUUUCACUCCCUAGCGGCAUUGAUCAAGCUUAA
Molecule: messenger RNA, 918 nt
Organism: Medicago truncatula (barrel medic)
Lineage: Eukaryota; Viridiplantae; Streptophyta; Magnoliopsida; Fabales; Fabaceae
Product: F-box/kelch-repeat protein At3g06240
Exons: 2
Coding region: 1-918 (305 amino acids)
Molecular function (GO): protein binding
Source: RefSeq, a predicted model, not a curated record